This is a messenger RNA of Plasmodium gonderi, 951 nucleotides long. RefSeq names its product variable surface protein. The transcript is spliced from 4 exons. The coding region runs from base 1 to 951 and encodes 316 amino acids. Lineage: Eukaryota; Apicomplexa; Aconoidasida; Haemosporida; Plasmodiidae. The record is from RefSeq and is a predicted model, not a curated record.
AUGAAUACAAUUAUUUGUGCCUUCCUAAUAAUGCAACCUGCAGUGGCUAUUAUCAUAGAUAAUAGCCAUCGAUCUAAAACUCAGGAUUGCAAAGAAAAAUAUUUAGAAUUUUUAGCAGAAACUGAAGGAACAUGCCACAAUAUUAAUAAUGGUAAGUGUGUAGAUCUAUGCAAAGAAUGUGAUAAACAAAAUAAAAAUGUAAUUAAAAUAAAAGAUCUGUGUCCUAAAGAAAUUUCUCACUAUGCGGGUUCAUAUAUAGAACAAGAGGUACAGAAUUUUUGUAAAAGAUGUGCUGAUAAAGAUAAAUAUAAUAAGAAUUCCUUAUAUGGUAAUGAAAAAAAUGCCUCAAUAAAAUCAGAUACAAAUAACGUACAUGAAGAAAAUGGUAUUAUUAAAGUAAUAACAUAUUUCUUCUCGAGGCACAAAGAAAUUCGUACAACUAAAAUUGAGGAAAGGCCAGAAAAUAAAAUUCUAGGUGAUAAACAGCAAGAAAUAAUAAAUUCAGCUAAUUUUGAUAUGCAUAAAGUGGAAACACACUCAUCAAUAAUUAAUGAAUAUCCUGUUACACCUGUAAAAACACAAACUACACCAGAAUCAUUAUCUUUCACAGAUGAUUUAUCAGAUGUAAUAUUAGCCACCAUUGAAAAGGCGCAGUCUUUACAAACAGUCUAUACUUUGGAAACUAAUUCAGAUAACACACAAAAAGAGAGUGCUUUAAGUGAUAAUACAGUUCAAGGUAUAAUACAAGUUCCUCAAGUUAAUCCCCAGCAUAUCGAUAGAAAUAAAGGAUGUAAUGCUAGAGUUAUUCGUAGUGGAACACUUCCUGAUGAAAUGUAUUUUUAUAUACAUUUCAUUAUGAAAUUUCACUUACCAUUGUUGCAUCUACUAACUGAAAUUAUGAAAUAUCUAAUGAAUUUUCAGAAGUAUCUUACAAUGGUGAUACUCUUGUAA